UAUCCCCAAUCCCAUCCAUCUUCCAUCGUCUGCCAAUUCGCCGAUGCGUUGCCCAACAAAAAUACACAAGAAUCUCCCGCAUGAACUCGUCCAAGCGCACCACCUGUCGCCUGUCUCCGCGAGCAGUGUAGUGGUAGUGGUACUAGUCGUCGUCAAGAAAUCCAAGCGCAGAGCCGAGCCGUUCGUUGGAGGAGAUGGGGGAGUGCAGGGUUGGAGGAGGAGGAGGAGAUGGCUUGAUCAAGCUGUUUGGGAAGACCAUCCCCGUGCCGGACGCCGGCGACGCCGAUAAGGAAACUCAAUACAGUGGCAGCAGCACUACUGAACCGAAAAUACAGGAGGCCAUCCCUCAGGACUCCACAAGUCCACCUCCACAGCCGGAGGUCGUCGACACCGAGGACUCCUCUGCUGCCAAGAACUCAUCGGAGAAUCAGCAGCAACAGGGUGACACAGCCAACCAGAAGGAGAAGCUGAAGAAGCCUGACAAGAUCCUGCCAUGCCCACGGUGUAGCAGCAUGGACACCAAGUUCUGCUACUACAACAACUACAACAUCAACCAGCCUCGCCACUUCUGCAAGAAUUGCCAGAGGUACUGGACAGCCGGUGGCGCCAUGCGGAACGUGCCCGUGGGCGCAGGCCGACGCAAGAGCAAGAGCACAUCAGCUGCUUCCCAUUUCCUUCAGAGGGUCAGGGCUGCUCUGCCCGGUGAUCCUCCUCUCUACUCCCCAGUGAAGACUAAUGGCACUGUUCUCAGCUUCGGCUCCGACUUGUCCACCUUAGACCUGACAGAACAAAUGAAGCACCUAAAGGAUAAGUUUAUCCCAACAACUGGUAUCAAGAACACCGAUGAUCUGUCAGUCGGUUCAUGUGCUGAAGGAUUAGCAAAAACAGAUGACUCAAACCGAAUGGACCUAAAGGAGAAAGUUUCAGGAGAUAAAUCUGCCAGUGUUGCACAGCACCCAUGCAUGAACGGGGGAACCAUGUGGCCAUUCGGUGUGGCACCACCACCUGCUUAUUACACAUCAAGCAUUGCAAUUCCAUUCUAUCCAGCUGCUGCUGCUGCUGCCUACUGGGGUUGCAUGGUUCCAGGAGCUUCGAACACUCCAUGGCCACCACAGUCCCAAUCCCAAUCGGCUUCAUCAUCUAGUGCUGCUUCUCCUGUAUCCACAAUGACCAACUGCUUCAAAUUAGGGAAGCACCGCAGAGAUGGUGAUGAGGAAUUGGAUAGCAAGGGCAAUGGCAAGGUGUGGGUGCCGAAGACGAUUCGGAUGGACGAUGUUGACAACGUGGCCAGAAGCUCCAUCUGGUCAAUUAUUGGGAUCAAGGGCGACAAGGUGGGAACAGAUCAUGGCAGAGGAUGCAAGCUUGCAAAGGUUUUUGAGACAAAGGACGAGGCAAAGACAGCAACUCACACAGUGAUCAGUAGCUUGCCGUUCAUGCAGGGUAACCCAUCUGCACUAUCGCGCUCAGUGACCUUCCAAGAGGGAUCUUGAGCAUCUCCUGGAAAAAUUUUCUUGCUGCCUUCUGCUGCUAUAAAGACAUAGCGUGAUACAGCUGAAAUUUUGUACAUUAGAGAAUUGUACAAUAGGUAUGGGAGAUGGAGUGUCAGAGUGUAUAACUUAACAUAGCUACAACCAAGCCCAGUAGCUGUAUUAGAUAACUUGCACAUAGCCAUCUGGGUUAGGGAAAGAUAGGGAGAGCAAGUUCCCCUUAUUUAUGUAGAUAAAUAAUAUAAUGAUUUGAAUAUUUAGCUCAAAAGAUUUCCCUUUGCA
Oryza brachyantha (malo sina) is the source of this 1769-nucleotide messenger RNA. RefSeq names its product cyclic dof factor 1-like. The transcript has 2 exons. The record is from RefSeq and is a predicted model, not a curated record. Bases 195 to 1490 code for a protein of 431 amino acids. Lineage: Eukaryota; Viridiplantae; Streptophyta; Magnoliopsida; Poales; Poaceae. Gene Ontology annotation, biological process: regulation of DNA-templated transcription. Gene Ontology annotation, molecular function: DNA-binding transcription factor activity; DNA binding.